AUGGCGAUUCGCAUGUUUCAAGGCUUACAAGCCGCUUCAGACACGGCCUUGACGUCUCAAGGUCAUGCAUCCAAAACUACACAGUUGCGAAAGAUGGUAUGGAAGCGCGAAAUCCAGCGACGAACGAUUUGGGCCUGCUUUAUCAUGGAUCGAACGAUGAGUUGUGGUAAAGAUCGCCCAUCGAGCCUGGACAUAACUGCAAUGAAAAUACACCUACCUGCGAGUGAAGAUGACUUUGAUCUUGGAAUUACACCAUCCGAGUCUAUCACAUACAAUCAGCUUAUAGAUCUGAAUUCGACCGAUAUUAAUGGGAGACUUACCAUUGCUGACUACUACACAAUCACGAUACGAAGUCUCGAUAUUUGGUCACACACGUGCAAGUGGAUGGCCGACGGUGGCCGCCGGCAGGUCUCUGCCCUUGGAGCGUGUCCGUGGGAAUCGGGCUCUACAUGGUAUCAGAUCCAGACCGAGUUGGACCAGUGGCGGGAUAUGCUACAUGUUCGACUAAAAUACCCGGAGACGCCCCUCUGCAUAUAUGUUCACAGGCGGCAGGGAGAGCGUUUUGCGUUUGUGAAUCUGAUCUACUAUCUAACGUACGGUGAAAUCUGGUUCUCAGCCUGUUCAACAGAUGAAUGCUGA
This is a messenger RNA of Penicillium riverlandense, 639 nucleotides long. Its product is annotated as fungal specific transcription factor domain-containing protein. The coding region runs from base 1 to 639 and encodes 212 amino acids. Gene Ontology annotation, biological process: DNA-templated transcription. The record is from RefSeq and is a predicted model, not a curated record. The transcript has a single exon. Gene Ontology annotation, molecular function: zinc ion binding; DNA binding. Lineage: Eukaryota; Fungi; Ascomycota; Eurotiomycetes; Eurotiales; Aspergillaceae. Gene Ontology annotation, cellular component: nucleus.